Messenger RNA from Fomitiporia mediterranea MF3/22, 2384 nucleotides. RefSeq lists its product as uncharacterized. NCBI's taxonomy places the organism in Eukaryota, Fungi, Basidiomycota, Agaricomycetes, Hymenochaetales, Hymenochaetaceae. The record is from RefSeq and is a predicted model, not a curated record. The transcript has a single exon. Bases 41 to 2071 code for a protein of 676 amino acids.
ACUUUCCGUCUGCGCCUGGAGCGCUUUGAUUCAUUUUCCGAUGCGGGGACGCAGGCGUCAUGGUCGUCCACACCUUCGUCGGCAAAUCGGAACCGGGAUAAUAUUUCAGCAUAAAGGAGGGAUGCUUCUUGAUUCUGGAAAUCAAGAUAGCGAUAUUGGCGACGUUGGACGUGACGGACAGCAACCGGCACCUAACAAGACAAAUAGUGCUUCAGAAAACCAGAGUUCAGAGACGGCGCGUGCACAGGCGCACCUUCACCCAUCUGCGGGAGAGCAUUCGACCCCGUCAUUAGAUAGAAGCAGGCCUCCUGGUUUCUCAACUUUGCUGCUCGGACCCACCUCGAUUAUUGAUAUCGUGCCUGUUAUAGUGACUGCUUCCUUGAGCAACCCCUCGGCUCAAGCGAGCAUCUCAUCAGUCCAGCCGUCACCGACCAUCGGCUCUUCUUCGAGCUCUUCAGAUUCUGUGUUGUCCUCCUCAUUCCCCACUUCACAAGGUACAACCCGGCCGUCGAACAUCGCAUCGCCAGUUUCCAACGUCAACACAAGUGGUCAUUCGGCUGAGUUCUACGGGGGAAUUGUGUUCGGUGCAGUAGUCGCUUUAGCUUGUCUUAUCUCGUUCGUAACAUGGCUGCUGAAAUCUCGGCGGAAAAAGCCCCUUUGCUGUGGCGGCGGUCGAGACGAUGAAGACGUCGAGAAUCAAGACCUUGGGUAUGGACUGGGAUUAUAUAUGGAUAAGCCCAUAAACGACUUCGAUUCGUCCAAAGUCUUUCCGACACCAUUUCCAGAGUCAACUCGCAUUAAUUCUCAGCCAGGCACCACAACACUUCCUACCUUUAAUGAUAUCACCAACUCGCCAGGGCGUUAUCCAUCUCCCACCAUGCGACCAGUAGCUGCUCAUUUACUCACCAGUGAUACCAUUACGGGCCCAGAUAGACUAUUAGGUCCAUUGCAGAUCAAGAAUUACGUGUCGGGAGACCUCCCAAGUUCUGGUGACGAAGCCGUUGUCCACCCGAAGAUUGGCUCGGAGCUGGAAGCUCCAUGCGAGCGGCACGCUAGCGUGCCGCCACGUUUCCCAGGUCUCGAAGAGCAAGGCUUAAGCUCUCCAUGGCCUCCGCUAAACAUCAAGUCUACGCGUGGACCGAACCAAGUGAGCGUCGCACAUACGACCGUGAAGAAGGGUGAAGAGGUGCAAGCUGGAGGUGUGGAAGACGACUUUCGGCCUCUACCGACGCCGGCCUUUGGCUACUCAAUAGCCCCCAAAGACGACGGAAUAAGCAGUCCUGAUACAUGGGGUGCAACGCUUCGAUCUAGCAUCUACACCGCCUUGUCCGGCCUUGCAGGUUCCACUUCGAAACCUGAAGAGGAGAAGCCAGAAACUUCGCAAUCAUAUGGCUCUUGUUCAAAUCGUUGGCGUAAUGUUCUACCCAGCAAGUCAACAACGUUUGAUGUGCUGGCAGCGGAAUUACGAUAUGAAGACCUCUACGAUAUGAAGACAAGGCCGAACGCAGACGCCAUUGGCCUAUCGCAUAUGAAUUCCGGGCAUGAUGCUGUAGGAAUUAACGCCGUCGGGCUCGGAAUGAAGGCGAGUGGCAAAGAUCUUGGUGCACAUGCUGCACAUGCUGCAUCCAGUGAAAAUACCGCUCCUUUGAAGUUGUCUACGAGGCGGCCGAUCAAGGCUCGGAGCAAGCUGCACUCCACAAGUGUGCAGUCUGCGCCGAUGUCACGCGCCAGUAGUAGCUAUUCGACGGAUUCCAGAACCGUCAGAAACUUCAGCAUGCAUACUCCGAAAGGCUUGAAACGACAUAGUGUGGGUCCGCAGUCGUCCUCUAUCGCAGGCCGCCGACCAGAGUUCUUGCGGAAACCUACGGCUGCCUCUUCUACGUCCUUCAGUUCGGAGGCGUCCGAAUCGUCGAAGGAUCUGACUGAUGAGGAGAUGCGAGCGAAACGCACGAUGAUGCUCCGCGCACGCAGGAAGCGCGGAAUGGGGAUGAAUAUCAGCACGAGGCGGCGCGUAACGAGAAACACCGUACUCAGGAGGCAGUCAUCAAAGAUUAGUGUCGUCAAAGUCUGAGGGGGGAGUUGAAACGCCCGGAAUAUGGAUUAUCGCCUGAAAUUGAUAUUUGAACUCAAUUACUGUGACACCGCCGAAACAGUCACCAGACAGCAUUUUGAAAGUGCUCUGCAAUCCCAAGACAUGUUCUACCGAAAAAAACAUUUGACUAUCACGUAGCGCUUGUCGACCCGUUUCUCUCCAUGUACCGGAUACCGGACACGCUUCAUUUCCAAUGCCAGAUGUUCAUUGUUCUCCUCUGCCAAUGUAUGCUUGGACGUAGUGUGAAAGAGUAGCAACGCUAAUAAUGAUCCACACGUCUGAGGCGGCAGUC